AAUGAUAUCCCUUUAAGAGCAACUGGGACAUAGCGGCGCAAGAAAAGGAGAGGAGGGGGAGAAGAAAGAGGAUUUAAAAAGAAAAGGAAGAAAGAUACAUGGAGGGAGGAGGGAGAGCGAGCAAUAAAAAAAGAAAGAUGACAUCCUCGCAAUUGAACAGCCGAGGUGGAGCGAUAGGCUGCGUCCCGGCGCGAUCGCUCUUAGCUAGGGUCAGGGCUUGAAUCCAACAGCGAGGCUUCGACAAACAAGCGAUUGGCCUGUUGGGGGAAAUCGGAAGAAUAGAUUCAUAAAUUAAAAUAAUGAACUGCUACUCUUUCAAAUGCGUUUAUUGUAACACUGAUAGUAGUUGUCAUUGUGCGUAAUGCAUUACUUUUAAUUUUAAGAUCGAGCUAUUACUAUAUGACUACGGCUAUAUAAAUAACAUUGAUUUUGUGCGCACAGAUAUUUGGUUUCAAAGUCAUCAAUGCCAAGAGAUAUGCGUUCCUUAUGCUUUGAUAAAAUUACAGUUAGAAACCAAAGAAAGAUAAAUAGGCCACUAUUGGAGCUGGCAAUUCUACUCAGGCAGUCAGCCUAGUCGAAACGCCUGUGUGAAUUUGAAUAGCUUGAAUACUCCUGUUAGAUAAAUAUUUUGACAAAGUACAUUUUUGAUAGUUGCAUGUCCCUUUCGGAUGAUCAAUAGCAUACUUUUCUUCCUGCAUUUGAAUACUGUCAACAUAGAUCUUCUCGCCACAAUCAUUAACAGUGCGAUUAAAUAUUAUGCCAACGGUUUACUGUCGAAUCGCCAUCAGGAUUACUUAGCUGAUUUUAUACUCUUCAUCGCUUUGGUGCAAAAUGGAUGCUGCUUGGAGCAAUUUUCUCUUCCAGACUACUCCCACCCAAAACCAAGUGGAGGGGGCCCUCCAAUCCGAACUCUUACCAGUCCAUAUGGCCUCUCCUCAGACCCCUCCCACAGAGCACAUAAUCCAUCCUCCUUCCACGGUGGACACUGCUGCCCUCAAUGAAGAACCCUUACCUGUGAAGACGGUGUCCCGGCCUGCCCGUGUGCCCCACAUCUGUGCCAUAUGCAGCAAGCAGUUCAAGAACAACUACAACCUGCGGCGGCACCAGUCGGUCCACACCGGGGUACGCAUGAAGCGAGCAGGGGAGCAGGAGGAGGGGGCAAAGGAGGGUGGCAAUGGUGCCGGCCCAGCGCAGGUGGUGUCGGGAGGUAGGACGGAGAGGUACACGGUCCCCCUCACUCUGCUCCACCUCUCCGUUCCUCCCCCUCUCCCCCCUCCCAGACUGCUGGCGUCCCAGCAGCCAACUGUGGGUAGUCAGGAUGGCGAAGAGGUUGCCAUGGCAAGCGUAGUGGCUAGCGUUAACCCCCAUGCUCCUCCUGCAGCUGUUGACAUGGGGGCGGGGGCGACAGUACAGAGGCCAUCGAACCCAAACCCUGUGCGGAAGAAUCACGCUUGUGAAACGUGCGGGAAGGCCUUCCGAGAUGUGUACCACCUUAACCGACACCGUCUCUCCCACUCGGAUGAGAAACCCUUCUCCUGCCCCAUCUGCCAGCAGAGGUUCAAGAGGAAGGACCGCAUGAGCCACCACGUGCGCUCUCACCAAGGUGGUGUGGAGAAACCCUACGUGUGCCCCCACUGUGCCAAGGCUUUCUCCAGGCCUGACCAUCUCAACAGUCACGUCAGACAAGUCCACUCUUCUGAACGACCCUUCAAGUGUCCGGUACUUGAUACAUGCGAAUCCAGCUUCGCCACGAGGGACCGGCUACGUGCCCAUAUGAUCCGCCACGAGGAGAAGGUCCCGUGCCAUAUAUGCGGCAAGCUCCUGUCUGCUGCCUACAUCACCGAUCACAUGAGGGUGCACAACCAAUCGCAGCACCACGCCUGCCAUCUCUGUAACCGCAGCUUCACCACUCUGACCUACCUGCGCGUCCACGCCCAGAAGCACCAUGGCCAGGAGUGGAAGGAGAGCGCUGGCGUCUUCGGCGGCACGAGCUCCGGCGGUGUCCUUGUGUGCCAGCUGUGCGGGGUGCACUGCAAGACCCCCACCCAGCUGCAGGGCCACAUGGGCACCCACAGCACAGGGGGCCAAGGGGGAUCUCCUGGCCCUGUCACCUCUAGUGGGGCAUCCAGCUCCUCCGUGUCCCUUGGCAACAUGGUGUCCGCCCCAAACUUCUACGUCAGCGGCAACACGGUGGUGGACCUGCUAGUGUCGGAUUGCUCCAGCAUCCAGCCUCAGUCCCACAGUUAGCAGAGUGGAGCCUCAUCUGAACCACAGCCCCUUGAGUCCCUAAGUCCUAUAGUGAGAGGUUAGGAGGACAAAGGGAGCUUGCUUAGGGGAGAGCCACAGUAAAGAAUGUAGCUACUCGAAAUCCCAUAGCUAGUGGAAAAGGUCGAAAGGGACAGAGCGGGCUGGCUAAGGGGAGAGAAAGAGGCAGAGAGAAAGUAUGCGAGAACAGUUAGGAGAAUGUGGCGAGAGGAGGGGGGACAUAUGUCCUGUACGCUGCUGAUUCGAUGACGCUAGAUAACGACAAAUACGAAAGUGAGUGUCCCCAACGUGGCUGAACUUUCUUGCACUUUCAGGACUCCUAUGACACUGUGGUCUUGUGUGCAUCUACUCUAUCCCUCUCCCUCCCUCCUUCCACCCUUUGUCUCCCACGGGCCCAGCAACUACUCCCCUCUGCUAGUAAUGUACCAUCUUUUGUAACUGUAUGUCAGAAACACUUUCCUUUUGCCUCCAUUUUGUCGCUCUCUUUUCCCGAGCCUUCAAAAGAAAGGCUUGUAGUAAGAAGUUGGGGGAUGAUAUAAAAGAGUAACAGGGAAAUUAUAUUAUAAAAGGGUGCGUGUAAGAGGAUAUUCUGAAAGAGAAUGAAAGGUUGAGGGGGAGAAUAGCACAUAAGUCAGGGGCUGCUACCUUCCAGAAAUGGAGAGGAGUAGACACUAUAAAUUGUGUUAUCAUAGAGUAUAUGGAUGUAGUCUGUUUUAAAUAGGGCCAACACUGUAUCUGGAGGUUAGCCCAUACUGUAAUGGUGAUUAUGAACAGUGUACUUUAUCUAUUUGUUUCAGGUACAGUAGAGAGAAAAAAAAACAUUGGCAAAGUUGAGUUAAGGAGUAUCAAGCACCUUACAAAUGUUGACGUUUUAAUUUCGCCGAAGGUUCAGACAGGUAUUUGCUCUGCGUCCUCCUCUCUGGGAUGGCCACAUUUUUAAUACACAAUGGAGAUGCUCAUGACUGCUACUGUACAGCCAGGCUCAUGACACAGUUCACUUGCACCUAAAACACAAUUUGCAUGAAAGUGAAACUAAGACAACUUUACUUUUCCUAAAAGUAAAAAGUGAUCAUGCUACAAGAACGUUAGCAGCGGUUCCCCUUACACUACAGGUCGAGUGGCCAUUGAUUCAGUCAAAUGAAUUGUACCCAUGUCUGCCAUUUUCUUUGUUUGUAACUGUCAUUGCUAUAGUCUCCUUUGUUUUGUUCCUUGUACGAGUUUACCGUAUUAAAACUCAUUCAUUUGAAUUCUAGACACCACCAUGUAUAGUGCACAGUGUUCUGAUCACAACUCAUAUUAUGAAUCUGAGAAGGAUCUCUUUUCCUCCGAUCAUUUUGGUUGUUAAGACUUUUUCAGUGGUUAAGGUGUGAUGUCAUGGAAGGGCUUUAAAGGUCAACGGUCAGGUUGAGAUAAGUAUAUCCAGGUACUACUAGUGUUCUAUGCCCCACCCCUAGUAUGCUUUCAACAAGUCCUGCUUUUGUACUGAAGUGCUUCAUUUCAUCUGUUUAGUGUUGGCAUGUUAGCUUGAGAGAAGAAAAAAAAAAGUAGAAUGUUUAAUUUUGAGACUUGUUCUUCCUGUUGAGAAAAGUAGUGAUUUAAUCAAAGUUAUUUUAGGGUUCCCGCAUUAAGCAAAACAAAUUAUAUUUUUAAACUAUAUUCUAUGAACCUGUACAGCUCUUGCGAUACAUCUUAAUGCCUUAUUGUACUCAACUGCGUUUUAAUUAUUUUAUUCUGAACUAUUUAAAAUCUUAGUCAUGGAUUUAUUAAGGACAUUAAUGGGAUGUAUUUAUAUUUUUAUAUUUCAACAAUAUGCAUGUCUACGAACAGUUGUUGGAGCCAAACCAUUUUUGACGCUUACCACGAUCAUGAAUAUUAAGUUAUUAUUUUGUAGAUGAAGUAGAGAAUGUUAUUUUGUAAUUUUUACUAUUAAAAGUGAAACGACUAAACAGA
Molecule: messenger RNA, 4215 nt
Organism: Salvelinus namaycush (lake trout)
Lineage: Eukaryota; Metazoa; Chordata; Actinopteri; Salmoniformes; Salmonidae
Product: myc-associated zinc finger protein-like
Exons: 7
Coding region: 832-2247 (471 amino acids)
Biological process (GO): regulation of transcription by RNA polymerase II
Cellular component (GO): nucleus
Molecular function (GO): DNA-binding transcription factor activity, RNA polymerase II-specific; RNA polymerase II cis-regulatory region sequence-specific DNA binding
Source: RefSeq, a predicted model, not a curated record